AGCUAUAUAUAGUGCUCUGGGAGGUACUUAGACUAUAUUUAGAUCUAAGCCAGCAACCAGACACGUGUACGAGUAGUUUGCGCUAUGGCAAGUCAAAGAAAUCGUUUCAGACAUUCUCUAGUUGUCAAUUUUGACAAUGAAGCAGCUAAGGCUGCAUUCAAGACAAGGGCUGAGCAUAUACGCUCUGUGCUUUCUCCUGCUGGACAGCCAACCCUGGACAACGCUGGUUUGAUGUCAGCCAUGUUUGACCUGGUUGAGCAGCUGAUUCCCGCGCCUUACGCGGGUAGUCCUAGUGUAGUUCCUGCAAGACAGUCAUUCAACAAAGACAGUGGCAUCUAUACUGGUAAUAUUAGACCAGAUGAUGAAGCUGCAUUCCUCACUGAGAGGACGUGUCUGGCUGAUUUGUUGGAGGGGUUGAAGACAUCUUGUUCGUGUGGCUUAUCUGUCAACCCUUGGACAGUAGGAUCACUUGUUCAGAAGGGCCAUGUCCUGAGGCUAAAGUUCUCGUGCCGCAGAUGCCAUGUCGCUGAGAGAACGUGGUCCAGCUCCAGAGUGUUUGGAGCGCGUUACUUCUUGAACCAAAAAAUGGUUCACAGUCUCACCUGUGCCGGUGUGCUGCCAGUCCAGUACAUCAAACUCUCUAAGUUUGCGGGAAUCGGCCAUGUUGGACAUGGGUACAUGAAGAAAGUGUACUACGCCAGUGGAUACUCUGAUAUAGUGGGCAGGAUGGCAGAGGAGAGCAUGAAUGCUGCAGUGGAUGAAGUGAAGGCCCUGCCAGCUUAUGCCGAGAAUGGAGAGUGGGUCAUUACUGACGCCAGGCAUGACUCCACUGCUAAUGCCUACCACACUACUGUGCCUUGUCUCGCUGGAAGCACCAAGAAGAUAGUUGGGAUAUCUACAGUGUCUCGAACAGACCACGGUGUUGCUCAGACACGAGAAUUGCAGUGCACUAAGAUUGCUGUGCCACAGGCAAUUGCUCGUGGUCUGAAUGUUGUAGAAGUGGCGCAUGAUAUGCAGCAUCAAGUGUCUCGUUACGUGACCUCUGAUCUGGGACUGAAGAACUCCUUUGAUACAUGGCAUGGGACCAAGAAUUUGUCAAAGUGUCUCCAGAAGGUUACUCAGGGUCGAGUUAGAGACAAGGGACUGACAUGGUUUCCUGAGCUGGUUGACAAGCGAAAGAGUAUAAAGGUGCAUCUAUACUGGGCUAUGAAGAAUUGUGAUGGUGAUGGCCAGAAGCUUCGUAGUCUGAUAGAAAAUAUCGCUAUGCACUAUCAGGACAACCACCUUGAAUGCCACCCUUCAUCGACUUGUCAUCUCCCUCACUACGCUCCUGGCAAGGAUCUGCUGACUGACCCGGCUACUGUCCAGCAGCUGGAGAAACAAUUGAAGGACACCUACAUCUAUCGCUUCCCAGAGUCCUUCUGUAGGUGUCGUGAUAUGUAUUGGGUGGAAAGUUUCAACCACCAGCUUCUCUGCUACAUCUCAAAGAGGAUCCACUACUCUACCAGGGUUUUCUCUAUGAGAAUGAACUUGGCUGUGUUGGACUGGAAUGAGAACGUGGGACGAGAGCACACAAGCGAGCGCAAGUUGAAAGACCUUCGGCGACCUGACCGCAGAACUGCCAUGAAAGCUCUCGUCAAGAAAACGUAUGAGUUUGCUUAUGUACUGUGGACCACCUACGUUACAAAGAACAUGACAAGCUUGGAUUUUCUUGAUGAAGAUGAUGGCGAUGAUGGCGAUGAUUCUGAUACUUUAGAAGAUGGGGAGAUUGUACCUGAUUCAGACAGUGAUUACGAGGAUGAUGAUCCUGGCUGUGUGGGACCAGACGUCUGAUUGUCGUGGCAUGAUGUCUCUCCUGUCAUCCCUUGCAGUGCGCAGCUCCUUCGCUCUCAAGUACUCCUCGUCCUGCCACACCCCAAGCGUGUUCAGACACCUCCAAAACAGCUUGUAGAGCCUGUGUCGCUUCUCUGCAUUGGCUGGAUGUGGGUCACAUGAUCCCUUCAAAAACGUUGGAGGCUGUUGAAUGACGCACGGGGCACAGAAACAGUGUGGACAGUGGUUGAGCCCUCUGUGGACGGGCACAUUAUGUUGUAGUGUCUCGUAACCACGAGGAAGAUCACGCACACUCACAUCUGCUGAAAGAAAGCGAUAAUAAUUGGCUAAGUUGUACACGUAUUGUGAUAUGGUCACUUACCUUGCCUUUCUUCCAGAUCAAUUUCAUUCUCUGGUCUAACCACCCUCUCCCAAACGAUCUCUGCCCUAAACCCUCUUGUUGGCUGGUGAUCACGAAUGAAUUUGUUCAAUUCUGAGAUGAACACUUGAGGAGGAAUAUCGUCGUAUUCAACUCUAACCUGGAACAAAACUGUGUAUAGCUUCAUAUUGUUUGUAUUGGUCUUACUUUUAUGGUUUUUGCAGCCAUAGUAAGCGCUAGCAAAGAUAAUAUCUCUGUGGAUAGUAGCUAGCUGUGUGUGCAAGUCUUGCGGCACAAUUUGAAAUUGUAAUCACUUCCUUCCGGAC
Molecule: messenger RNA, 2517 nt
Organism: Halichondria panicea
Lineage: Eukaryota; Metazoa; Porifera; Demospongiae; Suberitida; Halichondriidae
Exons: 15
Coding region: 85-1833 (582 amino acids)
Source: RefSeq, a predicted model, not a curated record